Pyricularia oryzae 70-15 is the source of this 2115-nucleotide messenger RNA. Its product is annotated as DNA polymerase kappa. Gene Ontology annotation, molecular function: damaged DNA binding; DNA-directed DNA polymerase activity. The record is from RefSeq and is a predicted model, not a curated record. Bases 119 to 2023 code for a protein of 634 amino acids. The transcript is spliced from 2 exons. NCBI's taxonomy places the organism in Eukaryota, Fungi, Ascomycota, Sordariomycetes, Magnaporthales, Pyriculariaceae. Gene Ontology annotation, cellular component: nucleus. Gene Ontology annotation, biological process: error-prone translesion synthesis.
UGGACAACCAUCCCGCAGCCAAAUCAUUACGGCUCAAAGGUCGAGAGAUAAUGCUUUUGAUAGCUCUCACCUGGUCUCUGGGCACUCUGCAUCGUCGCCCUUCAAGGUUGAGCUCGCGAUGAUGGCCACAGGAAAAAGCGAGAUGUCCGAUAACGCCGAGAAGGGUCCUGAUCUGCCGUCUCCUGAAAAUGAAAAGGAGCACAAAACACUCAAAUACUCGUUGCUGGGACCAUCCCUCCUAAAGGCCGGACAGGACUCUGUGGACCAAACAAAGGUCUCGGAAAUAAUCUACAAUGCAUCCAAGAAUUCCAAGUUCUUCCUGCGUGAGGAGCAAAAGGACAAAGUUCUGACGGAAAAGAUUGCCCGAAUCCAGGCCAAAAAGGCCCGGCUGGACAACCUGGACUUGUCGCGUGACCUUCGCCUGGCCGACGCCUACAUAGCCGAGCGCGAGCUCAGUCGGGAUCUGACGCAGGUGAUUGUGCACGUGGACUGCGACGCCUUCUACGCCGCCGUGGAGCAGCUUGAUCGCCCGGAACUGGUCGACCUCCCCUUUGCGGUUGGUGGCGGCGUGCUCACGACUUGUAACUACGUCGCCCGGACCUUUGGCUGCCGCUCCGGCAUGGCCGGUUUCGUGGCCAAGAAGCUCUGCCCCAACCUCGUAUUCAUCAAGCCAAAUUUCGAAAAGUAUACAGCAAAAGCCCAGGAGGUCAGAAAGGUGCUGGCAAAGUAUGAUCCUCGGUUCGAGAGCGCCAGCAUCGACGAGGCGUACCUAAACAUCACUCAGUACUGCGCCGACAACAACCUGGAGCCCGGGGAGGCGGUUGAGCAGAUGCGUCGUGAGGUUCAUCUCAGCACAAACAUUACUGUAUCUUCCGGAGUGGCCGCCAAUGCGAAGCUCGCAAAGAUUUGCGGAAACAUUAACAAGCCCAAUGGGCAAUAUGUGUUGCCCAGUGAGAGACCUGCCAUUAUAGAGUUCAUGCGUGAUAUGCCGUGUCGAAAGGUCAACGGCAUAGGCAGAGUCUUGGAGAGGGAGUUGCAAGCGGUCGGCGUCUCGACUUGCGGUGACAUCUACCCGCAGCGCAAAUACCUGACGCAGCUGUUUGGCGAAAAGGCCUUCAAGUUUUUGGUAGACUGCUAUCUCGGCCUAGGCAGGACUAAUAUCCAGCCCGCCGAGGAGUAUGAACGCAAAAGCGUAGGCACGGAGAGCACUUUCAACUCAAUCAGCGAGCCUGGCGAUCUGCGCAAAAAGCUUAGACACACGGCCGAAGAAUUAGAAAAGGAUAUGAAGCGAGCAGAGGUCAAAGGCCGCACGCUGGUCAUCAAGAUCAAACUGCACACUUUUGAGGUGUACACGCGCCAAGUCAUCCUGCCACGCUCAAUACAUCUCGCAGAAGACCUGUACAACUAUUCGCUGCCGAUGCUCGCGAGGUUGGAAAAGGAGAAACCUGGCUUUUCCUGCCGGCUCAUGGGUCUGAGGUGCACAAACCUCGUCAGCACCAAGAAGCCCGAUACGGCUGCAUUUUUUGGUCUCAGGGCACAACGGCCCGGGUCUGGUGACGCUGAUGUAGCAAAGGAGGGUGUGGACGAGGUCUCGGCAGAACCGGGUUUUAAGAUGGACGACGAAGAGUGGGAGCAAUGGCCUGAAGAGGAAUUGGGCGAAGCUGCGGAGGUGAAUGAGCAGGAGCGAGAGCCCCAGGGUGCAAGUCCAUACCUGAAAAACGGCAAGGUGAUCAUGCCGAACCCGAAGCCUGUCAAAGACCCUACGCCAGAAGAGGAACUGUGGGACUGUCCAAUUUGCGCACGACCCCAGACAGCCAACGAACGAGAGUUCAACGAGCACAUUGACAUGUGCUUGUCAAGGCAGGCAAUAAGGGAGACGGUCCAGCAAGAGGCCCGCAAUCCUUCUCUUGCAGAUGACAGAUCAGCUUCAGAAAACCGACGCCCUAAGCAGCUGCCGGAACGAAAGCGAGGCAGAACUCCCAAGAAUCCAGAUCCGAAGCAAAAGAAGAUUCGAUUUGGAUAAGCAUAUUGUAUAUAUUUAUUUCCCUCAAGGGAUUAUGAAUAAUGAGGAAUGAAUAGGUUAUUAGAAAACAGCAUACUUCAUAUCCACAGAAG